UGAUGUGUGUGUGUGUGUGUGUGUGUGUGUGUGCACGCGCCCUCGUGAGCUAGGCAGAUGUUUACAGGUGUUGUGUAAGAACGGUGCUAAGCCUUGCGGACAUCACACUGUGUUUAGACCCCUGUGGUCCCGCGGUACAUGAACAUGAUGGGCGGGGCUUAGUUGGCUCCGCCCUCCCAUGCACUAUUGAUCCUCUUAUUUGUCCAUUUCAUUUUUUCUUUCCUCAAAGGUGGCUCACAGUUCUCGGUUUGUACGCUACGCUGUUUACACAGCACUGUGUUUUUUACCCUACCAGUUCACAGCAGCUCAAGGCUACUACAGCAGGGGGGAUUCGAACCAGGGACUCUCCAGCUCUAACCAUUGCACCACCUGCUGCUCCACAGCGGUUAAGGACACAGAGGCAGGGGCGACCCCUCAGGUGCCUUUGCUGACAUCACUCCCGGAUCAUCUGUGAGAGGGAGGGAUCAGCUUCCAGCGACAGCUUUACAUCAUAGUGUGACAUACCGAUGUGAAGAGUUCAGGUGGACACACACACACCUCAGCUACUGCAUUACAAGCUGAAGGUCAGGUGGAAGGCAGGGUCGCCUACCCACAGAGGACCCGUUUUCUCUCCUUCCUUCAGCGGAGGGGCCUUUCCGAGCCACAGAGGUACGAGGACAGCAGCCGAAAUGAGAGACACGGCCUGUUCCACUGCAUGCGGAGGACACCGACGCAGGAGGAGGGAGAAGAAGAGGAAGGUGACACGAUGACACCCCCACUCAGGAGCUGUGCGCCAGCGGUCAGGCAGGUUGGCAAGAAACGCAGUGCGGCCCCUGGGAGGAGCUGGAGCACCUUGUUGCUCAUCUCAUCUGUUGUCACCAUAUGAGGAGGAGGGUGUGACCCCUUUAGCCUGAACUACUCCGAUAAAAUGAGCCAGCUGUACAAAUGGGUAACGGCUAUGGCAUGACCCCAAGCACACCAUGUGCUGCUGCAGUGGCCCUGGAACCACUGAAAUUUGGACAAAUUGUGGACAACACUGCCGCCACGUGGAUCCCUUCGGCACUACAGCCACUGCAGUUCCACGCGUGUCGUGACAUGCAAAACUCAAGCACAGUGAGCUGUUUGCACACCUGUCGCUCUCUUCCUGUCCCUCUGCUCAGUGCCGCUCUGGAUGUUGAGCGCCUCGCCGUCCUCCAGCAGCCUGGUGUCCCGCGGCCCCCCGGCCUGCUGUCCAUCCAGCUUCUCAACUGUGCUGUUCUUCAGGGGAGGGAGUCCAUCAUGAGCCCUUCCGCUCAGAACUUCACCACAGAUCUCGCACCUACAGAGCCGCCCUUCGGCAACCACAGCGUGGGGAGCGGUGCGGUUCACUCCAGCACGCAGCGCCACGGAACCCGACCGGACUGGAUCCUGUACGCGGUGCCCGGCUCCGCCUUCCUGCUGGGGCUCUGCCUCUUCUCGCUGGCCCUCAGAGUGAACCGGCAACGGCAGAGAGAGGGGCCAAGAACAGCGGUGAGCGGAUGGUGCUUUUCCCCUCUGGUGUCCCCCGCAGCGAUCGAGCGGCACGCCUUCCAGAGACAGAGGAAGAUGCAGAGGCAGGCGGAGCACAGCUACUCCAACAACAGGGCAAACGGGUUCUGCUCCAGCAGCCGGGACACCAGCGUGGACGUCCUCAAGGCCAGGUCAGUGGAGACCAUCUCCUACGAGAACGUGGAAGCGGUCAUCUACUCGAACCAGCAGGGUUUCAGCUACCGCGUCGCAAUGGAUGACAAAGAUGACUACCUCACCCCGGACCACUGUGACGCCACCAACCCGCCGGACCGCCAAACCAACACCGAUGGAGAGUCCUACGAGAACAUGUACGCGCAGCCACGCAGGGCCACGGGCACCGGCAGCGCGGAAGAAGACGAUUAUGUCAACGCUGAGUCAGGCAAGCCGGCGGCACUGGAGGACUAUGAGAAGGAGGAGGAGGAGGACCAGGGGGACUACCUGUGCCCUGGAAAGGAAGACACAGACGGAGAGUCCUAUGAGGACAUGGACGGCACGGUAGCCCUGCGGAGAGCCCACGCGGUGACCUGUCACGAGGAAGAAGGUGAGAAAGAGCGAAGCUGCGCGCGCCCACGCGUUAAGAGAUACACACGGGUGUGCUCCUGCCUCCAGAUUCCUACGAGAGGAUGGACAGCGUCAAUCCAUGGAGCCUCGGAGGCGCUGACAGCGAGCAGCAUGCCAGGAGAGACAAGUGCGACUCGAGGAGGAGACUGUGAGCGGCAUGGGCAGGAGGCCGCAGUGGAUUGUGGGACCUCGUGUCAGACGGCUGCAUUUUCGCUUCUUGUUUUUUCUACUUUCACUGCUAAAAAGGAAAGGAAAAGGAGCAGUGUGUUAUAUAACGUUACUUUGAACAUGAGACGCUUAGCGAUAAUUCUUAUUCAAAAUAUGCAGACUGAUGUGCGUGUUAACAAUCCAUUUCUUGACGUGGGGCAGCAGGGGGCGUAGCGGCUCCUGCCGCUGGAAGGAGAGUUAAAUCCCACCUCCGGCUGCAGAACCCUGAUCCUGACACUCACCCUGCUCUAGAUGGGUAAAUCAGUGUAUGCUGCUUCUAGUCUUAAUUGUUGUCUUGGCACUGAGAUGAUUUUAAAGAGAAAUAUCUGAGAUGUGCAUUUAUAAGCGUUUUAAUGGAUUCAGUUCAAUAAAAGAAAAAGAAAUGAACCAAGACGCAGCCUUCAGACACCGUCCGUCCCACAAAGUAACUCAUGAAGAGGUUGAGCGUGGAGCGAAGCGCUUCCUCC
This is a messenger RNA of Scleropages formosus (Asian bonytongue), 2762 nucleotides long. RefSeq lists its product as uncharacterized. Bases 925 to 2469 code for a protein of 514 amino acids. The record is from RefSeq and is a predicted model, not a curated record. Lineage: Eukaryota; Metazoa; Chordata; Actinopteri; Osteoglossiformes; Osteoglossidae. The transcript has 14 exons.